ACCGCGAAGAGCCUCACUGCCCAUUAUGGCCACAGCCUGGGCGUUUUUGACCUGGACGCUUGUCUCCGCCAUGUUUGUGGGCAACCUUCCUGGUUACACGUUCCAGUCUCAAGAGGAAUUCCUCUCCAGCCUGGACCACUAUGAAAUCGCCUUUCCAGUCCAGGUGGACCAGAAUGGGGACUUUCUCAGCUUUGACAUUAAAAGCCAAUGGAAACGGAGGUCUCGCCGAAGUAUGGACCAUCCAGCCUAUGACUCCCCCGAACAGAAAGUCUUCUACAAAGUCUCUGCCCACCGGACUCAGUUUCUCCUCAACCUGACGUUGCACACCAACCUGCUGACAGAGCGUUUCCGAGUCGAGUACUGGAAACGAGAUGGGAUAGAUCAGCAGCAUGAAUUCCAUGAAGACUGCCACUACUCUGGGCACUUACAAGAUGAGUACCUGAACUCAAAAGUUGCCAUCAGUAACUGCAACGGACUGCAUGGAGUGAUCAUUGCGGAUGACGAGGAGUACUUCAUCGAACCACUCACCUCCGGCGGCAACAUCAGCGGUGGACGAGAAAGUGAAGGGAGCCCCCACGUGGUGUAUAAACGCUCUUCUCUCCAGCCCCCCCACAUGGACGCAGCCUGUGGCGUGUUAGAUGAGAAACCGUGGAAAGGUCGUCCGUGGUGGCUGCGGAUGCUGAAACCCUCCCCUGCGAAGACGCUGGGCAACUUCACACAACGGGGACAGCUGCCUCUGAAGAGGUCGGUCAGUUCUGAGCGUUACGUGGAGACCCUCGUGGUGGCUGACAAGAUGAUGGUGGGCUACCACGGCCGGCGGGACAUUGAGCAGUACAUCCUGGCCAUCAUGAAUAUUGUUGCUAAACUUUUCCAAGACUCAAGUCUGGGCAAUAUUGUGAACAUCCUCGUCACACGCCUCAUCCUGCUCACGGAGGACCAGCCAACCCUGGAGAUCAACCACCAUGCCGGAAAGUCCCUCGACAGCUUUUGCAAGUGGCAGAAAUCCAUUGUGAACCACAAUGGCAACGGCAACGCCAUUCCGGACAAUGGCAUAGCCAACCAUGAUACCGCCGUUUUGAUCACCAGGUAUGAUAUCUGCAUCUACAAAAACAAACCGUGUGGCACUCUAGGGUUGGCCCCCGUGGGUGGCAUGUGUGAGCGCGAGAGGAGCUGCAGCAUCAACGAAGACCUGGGCUUAGCCACUGCCUUCACCAUCGCCCACGAAAUCGGACACACUUUCGGCAUGAAUCAUGAUGGUGUCGGAAACAGUUGUGGCUCCCGGGACCAGGAGACAGCCAAGCUCAUGGCCGCCCACAUCACCAUGAAGACCAACCCCUUUGUGUGGUCCUCCUGCAGCCGGGAUUAUAUUACCAGCUUCCUGGACUCUGGAUUGGGGCUCUGUCUGAACAACGCUCCGCUCAAGCAAGACUUCAUCUACCCAACCGUGGCUCCGGGGCAAGCCUAUGAUGCCGACGAGCAGUGCCGCUUUCAGUACGGAGUUAAAUCUCGCCAGUGUAAAUAUGGGGAAGUUUGCAACGAACUCUGGUGCCUUAGCAAGAGCAAUCAGUGCAUCACCAACAGCAUCCCAGCCGCAGAAGGAACCCUUUGCCAAACCAACACCAUUGAAAAGGGGUGGUGCUACAAGCGGGAGUGUGUGCCUUUUGGCACACGGCCGGAGGGCGUCGACGGAGCGUGGGGGACGUGGUCGUCGUGGGGAGAGUGCAGCCGGACGUGCGGGGGAGGCGUCUCUUCCUCCAUCCGCCAGUGCGACAGCCCGCGGCCGACCAUCGGGGGAAAGUACUGCUUGGGGGAACGGAAGCGCUAUCGGUCAUGUAACACUGACGACUGCCCUCCAGGCUCACAAGAUUUCAGAGAACUUCAGUGUGCCGAAUUUGAUCACAUCCCCUUCCGAGGCAAAUAUUACACCUGGAAAACAUAUCGCGGAGGUGGGGUUAAGUCCUGUUCUCUCAACUGCUUGGCUGAAGGCUUCAACUUCUAUACGGAGAGAGCAGCGGCCGUGGUGGAUGGCACCCCUUGCCGACAGGACUCUAACGACAUAUGUGUUGGUGGAGAAUGCAAGCACGUGGGCUGUGACCGCAUCCUCGGCUCGGACACCAAGGAAGACAAAUGCCGCAUAUGUGGAGGAGAUGGAAGCACCUGUGAAACAAUUGAAGGGAUCUUCAACCAAUCGCUGCCUGACGGAGGCUAUGAAGAGGUGAUAUGGAUCCCCAAAGGAUCGGUGCAUAUCGACAUCCGGGAGCUCAAUCUUUCCUUGAACUAUCUUGCUCUAAGAGGGGAGAAUGAUGAAUAUUUUAUCAAUGGGAAACUCUCCAACGAUGCUUCUCGGCGCUUUGACAUUGCUGGCACCACGUUCCACUACAAGCGCUCACAGGGCGACCUGGAAUCUUUCGAGGCCUUGGGUCCAACUAACAUCACCCUCAUCGUCAUGGUCUUUGUGCGGGAAGAGCUGCAGAAGAUCCGAUAUAAGUUCAAUGCGCCCAUCGCUCGCCGUUCUGUGGCCCAGUACUUGUGGCAGUACGUCUCAUGGACAAAAUGUUCAGCCAUCUGUGCUGGAGGUAGCCAAGUUCAGACCGUUGUAUGCAGGAACCAGGCUGACAGUUCCACCGUCUUCAACCAUUUCUGCAGCCCGGAGACGAAGCUCCCGGAAAGGCAGAGACUGUGCAACACUGAGCCCUGUCCGCCGAGCUGGGUGAUCGGGAACUGGUCCAAGUGCAGCCGGAGCUGCAACCAGGGCGUGCGCACCCGGAGCGUCAGCUGCCGGCGCAAGGUCUCCACCGUGGAGGAGAGGGUUCUGGACGACACGUCCUGCAGCCUCCCGCGCCCGCCUGUGCUGGAGCCCUGCAACAACCAGACGUGUCCCCCGGAAUGGAUCGCCCUGGAUUGGUCGGAGUGCACCCCAAGCUGCGGGCCUGGCCUCCGCCACCGAAUCGUCCUUUGCAAAAGCGGUGACCACGGCACCACCUUGCCAGCCUCUGCAUGUCCGGAGAGCUCUAGGCCCCCCACCAGCAUAAGGUGCAGCCUCCGGCGCUGUCCACCCCCACGGUGGGUCACUGGUGAAUGGGGAGAGUGCUCUGGGCAGUGCAGCUUCGGGCAGCAAAGGCGCUUGGUCCAGUGCGUGACCCACACCGGGCAGCCCUCCAGCGAGUGCGUGGACACCCUGAAGCCGUUGCCGAUGCAGCAAUGUGAAAGCAAGUGUCACGCGGGGCCGACAGAAACUCCUGAAGAAUGCAAAGAUGUGAACAAAGUCGCUUAUUGCCCUUUGGUGCUGAAGUUUAAGUUCUGUAGCCGGACUUACUUCCGACAGAUGUGUUGCAAAACCUGCCAGGGGCAUUAGAACUCAGCGCUGAGAGAAAACUGGAAAGGCCCCGGAGGAGGGGCGGCCGGGCCACUUCCGAGAAGCCCCCCGCCGCCUUUUGCCCCACCAUCGCCAACGAGUUCAAGCAGGUGCCCUGAGCCACGCGACUCCCAGGACCCUGCUGACCACGUGCCCCCCCCGUUCCCUGGGAAGCCCAGUGGGGCCACUGCAGCGGGUGCCAGGGGAGGGGGCAGGAGCACUUUGUCCAUGGGCAGAGAUGGGGGCAUGGGUGCAGCGCAGCUGAGUGCAUUACUUGAAACUCUGACCUUAUUUAUUUUCAUAGCACAGCUGGGUACCACAAUCACCGGCUGGCUGCCCUCCCACUGGGGUACCCCCUUACCCCACAGGGAUGGGGGUGUCACCUGCACCCCACUGUGACUUUCCCCUAAAGGCAACACCUGGGAUUUCCCGUGGCACUGUUGCCAGCCAGCCUUUGACGGGACUGUGGAGGGGGAAAUGGUAAGGGAAUUCGGACUCAGGAGGGCAAGAGGGGACAGAAUGGAGCAUCCAAAGCCAGGCUCAGCCCCUGGGAUCUUUAGACAGAGCUCAGAAAGCCCUGGAGAGCGGCUGUUGAUUAGCAACAACCUCACAGAACCAAAUGCAGACCAGUGGUCUGACUGAAUGCAUAGGCACUUCCUAGGGUUCAAUUUCUGUCCACGGUUUAUCCAGAAACAUCAGCACCAACACUUGAUCUUUAGGGGGAAGGACCACAGCUGCAUGUAGAAGUUUCCAAGUCCUGCUUCUGGCAUGCCCAGGUAGGACUAGGGAAAAAGCCACUUCUGCAUUCCCAGGGAGGAACUAUAAGGAAGUCUAGGCAGUGCUUCAUCAUCCUCUCACAGUCUUUCGCAUCCCGACUGGAUUUCUUGCAUCCCUUGAGCACAGUUGAGCUUCUAGGUUCUCACAUGAGAAGAACCCAGUGGAUGGAUUCCUUCUGUUGAUCAAUUCCCGUGGAUCAAUUCCUGCAAAUCAUUAAGGGAGCAUUGGAAAUUAGCAGCCAAAAUUCAGCUUUGGUGUGGGAUAAGAAGAUGCUGCAUUUUAAUUCAAUGUUUUAAAAAUCGCUUUGCUGGUGCUGGGGCCAUCUCCCAAAUUCAGCUUUUUCAUAUUUCGGCACUGCACAUUUCCAUGGCCUGCCUGACUGGCCAGUGUUUGAAUGUGCAGUUUUCAAUAACAAAUUGUUGCUAUCCUUGCAAUAUAACAUCUCUAACUUUUUAAAAAAUUCUAAUUAAUCAGGUGGAAAUUUGGAAGGGUCGGUCUUGAUUCAGAUACGAUGUCAGGAUGUAUUGAGUUUUUAAUUUUGGGGAAGGGCUCCUUGAAGCAGCCUUCUGAGAAUGCCCUUGUGAAAAUCUUGGGUCAAAACGCUUUUGCAUCCCUGGGUGGGAGAGAAAUUAAUCCAGCACUUACCCAAUGAUGAACUUUUGAACCACUACAUGAACCCAAAUUCAGCUAUCCUUAGAAAUGUGCACUUCUCUGAAUUUUACAGUGCAGUUCUCAAUUUAAAAUCAGGACAGGAAUCCAUCUAUUAGGGUCUGAUCUGGUCAACCUGCAAGGAGACAGUGGUAAGCUCCAGCACCUUGGUGCUUUCUCCUGACGGCCAUUUUAAAGUAUGUGGCUUAAGUGCCAGGAAGGGGAGAGAAAGAGGCUGAGGGUCCCUGCCUCCUCCACUCCCCAGACCCCUGGCACUCCUUCCCACAGGAGGAAAAUUCCAUCCUGGAAGGGGGGCAGUUAGCACAGUUUUCCGGGGCAGCCUCCCAAUCCCAGCUCUGAAAGUUCCCCAUACAGCACCCAUUCCUCUCGCCUUCCCCCUGGAAUAUGUCUGGGAGAUGCUUGAAGUUGUGGGCACCAGGUUGGGGAAGCUUGGUCUAAACGUUCUAUGGAAUUUUGCUUAUCUUGACAGAACAUUUGUUGGUAUCACUUGAAAUUUCACCUGAGCGGGAACACCCAAAUCUGGGUCAGAUUUUUCCUUUCUAUGAGAUUUGGGAGCAGACCAGACACAAUUAUUCUUGAAUCCCUCCCCCCCCACCCAGAUGUUGUCCCAAAAAGAAAUGUAUCUUGCUCAAAUGUGCUUUCGACUUCAUAACAGGUGAAAUUUGGGCACCUGCAUUGACUUGUUGCUGCUUUUGUCAUCUCUCAGU
Messenger RNA from Varanus komodoensis (Komodo dragon), 5508 nucleotides. It is a transcript of the gene ADAMTS10, whose product is annotated as ADAM metallopeptidase with thrombospondin type 1 motif 10. Bases 26 to 3355 code for a protein of 1109 amino acids. Gene Ontology annotation, molecular function: metalloendopeptidase activity. Lineage: Eukaryota; Metazoa; Chordata; Lepidosauria; Squamata; Varanidae. The transcript has 24 exons. The record is from RefSeq and is a predicted model, not a curated record. Gene Ontology annotation, biological process: proteolysis; extracellular matrix organization. Gene Ontology annotation, cellular component: extracellular matrix.